CUUUUUCCAAAGCUGCAACCCAAUGCCAAAUCAGACUUGUGUAAACUUUGGGCUUGGCAUUACAUUUUCGUGUGUCAUCAAGUUUUAACAGUUUCUGUUAAACGAAUGUUUCUUAAAUUAGAUUAGAUCAUGGAUCUGCUAGCAGAAUCUUCUGUGGAAAAGAAAGGUAGUACAGAGGAGGAAGACCUAGAAGUUGACAUGAUGGACAAUGUUGCAGAAGGAACUAAUGUGGACGAGAAUGGUGAUGGAGUUGCCGAAGGUGAUGAUGACUGUAAUACCAGAGAGGUAAGCAUGGGUAAAGAGCCCGUUAUAGAGAUGGAAGAGCCAGCAGAAUUGAGCAUCAAUAUAAAUGCAGCAGACAUAGACAUGUAUGUAUCCGACAGUGACGAAUCUUACAGUGAAGCUGCCUCUGGCAAUAUGGACCACACUCAUGAAGAUGAUGGUGACAAUUUGGUGGAGCAAAGGAGCAAACUCCACUGUAUGAUCUGUGGAAACCUGUACACAGAUCCAAGACUGCUUGAGUGUUUGCAUACAUUUUGCUUGGAGUGCAUACAAAGUUUAAAAAAGAAUAAAAAGCGAUAUCCGCAUUGUCCCGUCUGUGAAAUGGCCAUUUUAAAUAGACAGUUGAAACACCUUCCAAAGAAUUUAGUGUUAAAUAACCUUCUGUCUUCUGAUGCUAGCAGUGCUGCAAACAAAUGUAUUGUGUGUUCCCUUCACGACAUAGAGGCAGCACCGACAGGAAGGUGCAUGGACUGUGGUGACCUACUGUGUGAAAGUUGCUGUGAGAAACACACGUUUUCCCGGCAGACGGCGAAACACAAGAUUGUCCCCAUCAACAGUGACUCCCCAGUACCUCAGCGAAGUCUGUACAAGCUCUGCCCGAGUCAUGAUGAAAUGUGCUCAAACUUCUGUCUUAAAUGUAAAACAGCUGUAUGCAAGGACUGUGUGCAGUCUGAUCAUAGUGAACACAAAUACAUGUCCAUAGAGGCUAAGAAUAAAGAAAUACAGCAUGGCAUGGAUGCUCACCUCAAGGAAUUGGAGCAAAUGGUAUCAACACUUGAGGAUAAUGAUAAUUACAAUGAAGUUCUUGAAAUGUUAGGAGAAAAGGAAAAGAAAGAAAUUGAGAUUCUGACCAAAGGAAAGGAAAAAUGUAUUGAACAUAUUGAAAAAGAGCAUGAGAAGCAUAUGAAAAUUCUUGCGGUGCAUUUCAGUAACAUUAAAAAUAGAACAAAAAGGCGACAUAGUUAUAUUCAAGCACAACGGCGUGAUGUGUCUUGUCUUCGAGAUAAUAUUGAUUUCAUUCUAUCAGAAGGGCAGGUAGAUGAAAUUAUGCAAAUGCAUGGUAUCAUUGAACAAAGAAUUAAUAAAGUUAAUAGUAACUGCAAAAAAACAUACAAGCCAGUCACAACAUCAAGCAAUCUCCCAAGAGCUUAUUUUAGAUCGGAUUUUCUAAAUACAAUGAAAGCAAAGUCAAUCUUCUAUGUUUCAAAUCCUGAUAAACUUGCUGAGAAGUCUUCAAGUGAGCCUGUUAGGAAACAGCCAGAUCACCUGCCAUCGACUUCCAGGAUCAAUCAGGCACCCUCUCAGGAAGUUCGGUUUCCAGCUCGUGGAGGUGGUCGGGGAGCUUUGCUGCAGAGGCACCUGACGCCCUCUCUAUUGGGGGAUUAUCCCGGGCCCCAGGGAGCAGCAUCCAGGCCAGGGAUGACCACCAGACAGCCAGAGACAUGUUUUACCAAUGGAAAGACUAGUUCUUCAGUAAAACACUCCUGGGGCCAGGCAGCACUUCAUAAUUUAGAGAGAACUAACUAUGCAGACUCCAUGCAGAUGAACAUUCUGCCUGACACUCACAAAACACCUCUGAUACUGAAGCAAAGGUCAUCUGUGAAUGUCAGACUAGAGAGCGACAAAAAAGUCCCUGACAUUGUUGGACUUGUAUUUACAUCCCUUGAGAACUUUGUGGUGUGUGAUGCAAGGAACCAGCUCCUCAAGGCAUUCAGCUGUUGGGGCAAGUUCAUCGACUGCAUUCCCGACCAAGGGCCCAACUAUGUCACCUUCUGCAAGAACUACCUCAUCUGGAACAGCCAGUUUUCCUCAAUCAAGUUCUAUGACACAAAGAGCUGCCAGGUGCGGACCAACACCAACUUCACACCAGCUCCCCACCCCCUUACCACAUGCAGGGACCAAACUUACCUGGUGGCCAAUGUUCAUCACUCUUCUAUAGAGGCAUACACAGUGGAAGCCCCUGGCAAGCUGGUGUUGUUCAUGGAACCAAGGGACCGGGAUGGGCAGAUCAUUCAGAAUGUGGGCGCCAUUGCAGCCCGCAGCAAGAACCAACUGGUCAUCCUGGACGCUGGCAAUAAGAGAAUAGUGGUCAACGACCUCACUGGCAUCUUCCUGGGUGAGUUCUGGCGCGAUGGAAUGCACCCUAGUGCCAUCUGCAUCACCGAACAUGACCAGAUCCUGGUGACAGACGCUGCACGUGACAAGAUCAUCCUGCUGUCUGCACGUGGAGACUUCAUUAAGGAGUGGCCAACCCUUGUAGAGCAGCCAUGCGCGGUCGCUACCAACGGCAAUGGCACCCUGGUAGUUGCAGGGGCUGGGAGGGAUGUGAAGAUCUACGAGUACAAGCUGGCUCACUGAGCAAUGAGAUAGUGAAUAACUGGGGCUACUUUGCUGUAUUAAAUCUAUGAAGUUUGUUGAAGUUGAUUAAAACCACAGAGAUCAUUAGUACGGUCUAUUCACAUUGAUAACAUAGGGUUAGUUGUGAUGUAUUAACACCACAGAUGUGGUGUGGUAAUUACUGGGCUGUUCAUGAUAGGUGCUGUUAUGGUGUACUUAAUAUGAUGUUCAUGCGGGAUACUAUUGUGGAGAACUUACUGUGGUGAUCAUGUGGGAUGCUAUUGUGAUGUUCCGGUAUUAUUGAUGUGUUCUUUUUUGUGGUAUGAUACUGUAUGUGUUUACUGAAGUGUAUAUUUUGGAACUGUGCUCAUUAUAUUUUCGAGGAGCCAUUUUUGUUUAUUACUAAAUAAAUAUGUUUCAAUAAUAAUGUUCCCAUUCCAGAAUCCAGUUCCUGGGGCAAAAAGUGAAAACUAGCGAGAUAUGAUUGAAUCAAUUUAUUUGUUUAUUCAUUGUUUUUUGACACAAGCAAUUGUACAACUGUUUUUCAUGAUAUAUAUAUAUAUAUAUGAUGUUUUGUUAACGGUGUUGAGUGAAAUGCAGCCUUCAAAAUGUAAAUGUUAUCCUCAGUGCCAUUGUUGGAAAUAAACAACAUUUUUACUAAUUGCUUAUUAAGAAAAAUAAUGCCCUCUAGUCUAGAGAAACAAACUGUUAAUUUCAAACGUGAAUAAGAUAAAAAGGUACAAAAACUAAUAUUUUUCAGUUUCCAGCAGCUCUCUCAAAUUUUAUAUACUGCACUCUUUUCAGCUACCUUUCAUUUCAAGCUUUACUCCUACUACAUCUUACAUAACACAUUUCAAACUGGAGUAAUUCUCACUCACACAAGCACCAAUCUUAUUCAGGCCUCUGGCAACCUUGUAUGCAUAACAGAAAAACAAUCAUGCCGCUAAUGGGAUCUGUCUCCCUCUUAUUGUUUCGAUUGUUUCCAUAUUUUGUUUCCGUCUGCUCAUGCAGACAUAUUCUUAUCUUGAUCAUGUCUAUUUCUGAUGUUUUUUUAUUUCUGAUGUUUUUUUCUGGGUGAGAUUUGUCAAAGUUAUAAAAGAAGUAUUAUUUUGGGUUUUCUCUAUGGGAAUUUUACUGAGAGUUCUACUGACAUUGUGUACUAACUACAUUGUGUAAUUGUAGCAUGUUACAUGUUGAGUUUUGACUAUCUUACUAUCAUUGAAGAUGUUUUGUUUGAAAUAUUGAAGGUGCUUUUUGAUUGUUUUGUGGAUAUGGAUGCCAUUUUCAUAAAACUGUAUAAAGAAUUUCUGACUGUCACUUUGGAUGUAAAGGUGUUAUGUCACAAAAUAGACAUUACAGUUACUAAAAUAUUCUUUUCAUAGACUUCUGUAUUCUCAUGUAAAUCUUGUUCCGUUUCUAUGAAAGCUCUUUCACAUGUAUGGUGUGCUAAAUCCUUCCAUUGAAAAUAGGCCUCUAUAUUCUCAUGCAAAUCUGGUUCACAUGAAUAAUACUUGCAUUGAAAUUAGGCCUGUUCCCAAUUUCAUUUAUGUUCUGAGUGUAAUUUUCAGACUUAAGGUUCAAUAAUGCAAAUUCUUACUAUUUUCAAUACAUAUUUUAUAUCUUUUUUGAAUGACAUACAAUAGUUUGUGUUACAUUCAAAAUUUCACAUUUCUGAGUCUUGAACCCAAAUCUUGGGUAAUGUGGGUCUCAGAGAUUUGUUGCUAUUUUGUUCAGUUGGAAGACUUUUGUGAUGUUUUCAUUAUCCUUCAACUAAUGUUUUAUCAUGCUAGUUUUUCUGUAUUUGCAAUUCCUGCCUGUGCAUAAUUAACCACACUGUUGCUUGUUACUCACAUCAGUUCAUGUUCCUUUUUAUAACUAUUCUUGUAGAUAGAAUCAGUGUUGGCUAUGGCCAUGACUGUAUUUCAAAUAUACAUGUUCAUGAUUACAGAUAUCUUUAACAAUUUGUUUGCAUACUUCAACAGUGAGACUUGAGCAUUUAGUUGGCCAUUUCAUGUUUUAACAAUUGUCAAGCCUGUUUGCGCUAAACUCUACUCAGUCUCCACUAUGUAAGGUUGCUUGAGUGUAUGUUACUUUAACUUUAUUUAUUUUAAUGAUUACUAAGACAGUUAUAUUAACAUAUGCUAAGUCACUUGCAUUGGCGCGAUGUUGCUCAAGAGUGUGAUCUUGUGUUGUGGGGAAAACCUGUGAACCCGGUGGAAACCCACUUGUCCGGCUUGGUGACCAUCAACCAAACUCACAUGCGCCCAAAUCAAACCAUGGUUGCCUUGGUGAGAUGAGAGUGAUUUUACAACUGUGCAAACCCGACAACCUGAGUGUAUGUUAGUGUGUCCUUCUGUUUGUCUGUUUCACCAUUAAAUAAUGGCUUGUCAGGGCUGUAACCUGGCCAUGCUUGUGGUAAUAUAAGAAUAACUUCACCAUGUGAAGCUGGCGUGGCCGUAACAAGUCCCAUGUCAAUUGGUCACUGAUUCAAGUAAAAGUCUUGGGUCAUUGGUCAGAUUUUCUUGUGUACCAAAGGUUAAAAGCAGAAGAUAUUUAAUAAAAUAUACUUUUACAGAAAUAUUUCACCAUGUCUGUACAUCAGUGGGCUUGACAUUGACAUUGGGUUGUGGCCAACAAAGCUGUAGUUGUAUAUUAAUGCACAUGCAAUGUUCACACUGUAUUAUUAUAUUCCAUAUGCUUGUGAAUUUCGAUUAAAUGAGUGUGCUAUAAGUAUGAAUGUUAGAUAUUAAUCUCAAUGAUAUCUUGUAAACCAUGCACAAAGUAGAUCUAAAGGUGAUUUGUUGUUGAUGCAGGAAUGCAGGAAACCCAGGGAAUACUUGGUGUCCAUUUGUUCAAUCAGCUUCUUAUUCCAGCCUCAAGUAAAUCUAAAAACAAGUUUCUUGUUAAAAGUAUUAAAUUUUGGAAGAAGGUUUUUACUAAUACUCUGACACAUUGCUUACAUUUUGAAAGCUCGCUGAUAAGCAUGUUAGUUGAUAUAAUCAGUUUUUGUGUCUGCUCCUAAUUCCAUUUAUAGUAAUGUAUCUGUUGUUUGCAUCAUUCCAAUCCUGGAUGAUUGUACUUUCUGUAUUCAGACUUGGGUAUAAGAGUUGAUAUUUAUCUUCAUACAUUUUUAGUGCAGGUUUUGUUAUCAUUUUGUUAGUAGUGCCUGUAUCCGUGUUUUAAUGGUUAUAAAGUGCCAUGUAGUUUUCCUAGUUCUUAUAGUUUGUAGUUUACUCUUUGUAUCUUUUUUCACUAUAACUGUACCUUCUCUCAUUGUUUCCUGAACCGUGGAGAACUGUCUCAGACCUAGGACCAAGUCUGCUGGAUUCUUGCGUUAAAUGGUUCACAGCCUUUCUCAUCUCUUAUUCACCUCUCGUUGCUACAGUGCUAUAUUCUACACAUACAUUUAAGUUUAUGGUUUUCAUUGAUAGUGGCAUUCUGGUCAAGGCAGUAACCCUGGAAUGGCCCGCGGGAUUUCCCCAACUUUUAGUGAUGCAGUAUACAUACGUUUUCUAAACACUAACACUCUACCCACCACUCUUCAACAUCUACUUUUCAUGUUACAUUGUUCCAUAGACUUCUACCAUUGGGUCACUAAUGAAUAAACACAAGAAGUAUUUGACAGUCUUUAUAUUAUCUAUGAAGACAAAAGGGUGCCCAUGGACGGUGCCUAACUCUUUAGCUUAAUCCUACUUAUGCAUACCGAUUAUCUUAUUAAGUUACAGAGGUAUUAUAUAUGCAUAUUGGUAUAAAGUGGAUAAUACUGUGCAGAUAUAAUGUGUUAAAACAAAUAUUUAGUUUUGUUAAUGCAGUUAUAUAUGUCUUAAUUAUUAUGUAGGUCGUCUUUCACAAAUAUUGCAAAUUAUGCUGUGGUUUAAUUAUGAAAAUAAACUGA
Mya arenaria is the source of this 6514-nucleotide messenger RNA. Its product is annotated as E3 ubiquitin-protein ligase TRIM56-like. The record is from RefSeq and is a predicted model, not a curated record. NCBI's taxonomy places the organism in Eukaryota, Metazoa, Mollusca, Bivalvia, Myida, Myidae. The transcript has 5 exons. Gene Ontology annotation, molecular function: zinc ion binding. The coding region runs from base 130 to 2640 and encodes 836 amino acids.